UCUUCUUCCUGUCGCUAACUUGACUCUUGGUGCGUUGGAGGAGAGGGGAGAGGAGAGGAGAGAGAGACCCGCGGCGCUCCGAUUCCGCACUUCUCCAAAUGCCAUCCGACAACCGGGAGCGGCCUCGGACACCGGACGGAGGGCGAGGGCUGCGGCGGCGGCUGCGGCACCGCGACGCGGGGCACUCACCGGGAACAUGGCGGCGGGAACAACGCGCUGCUCGGUAACGGAGCGGUAGAUAAAUCUAAAGAGGACGGCCGCCGGCGAGGGGAGCGCAUCACUUAACACAGAGGCGAUGCGGGGGAACCUGAAGGCAGCCGCCCAUCUCUAAGCAACAACAACAACACAGCGCACACACCAUGGGCUACAAGAUCCCCGGGGCGGCGAUGGACAGAGUCAGCCUGCUUUGGCGCCUGAGGCGCCGGGCUCGCCGCGGAGUCCUCUGCAUGGCGUUCUUCUGCAUCUCCAUGGCUCUGCUCUACGCCAUCUGCGCCGAAAACAGCGUGCCCGUCACAGACGCCAUCUUUGGGGUCCGUGCGCGAACCCGGGCGCAGCCUCGUGCACACUCCGUCGCCAAGGUGCUGCGAGGUGGAGCCAAGCCCAUGUACAUCGACCCCCAGAAGCUGCCGGGGGUCGUCCCCGGCGACCCUCAGCGUCCAAUCCCCGUCCUCUCCUCUCCGAACCAAACCCGCUUUGACGCCGUGGACACGCCGUCAAAGCGGAAGCCAAAGGAGCGGGACCCCCCCGGCUUUUUCGCCCGGCUGCUGCCGCGCCCCUUCACCCGGGCGCUGGAGACCCUGUUUGGGGGCCGGCGGAGGGGGGAGCUCAGCGGCAGAGUCGGGGAAGCAGAGUUCUUCGGGCCUCACGGGCUUUUGGGAGAGGUGUGGGAUGACGAGAUGUCCAGUAGCAUGCUGGGAAGCAGGCUGAGGAAGGUGGUGCAGAACUACCAGGCGAUGAACAAGUACGGAGUGGAGUUCUCCGGUCCCGGCGGUGUGUCCAGCAGGCCCAAGCUGAGCGGUCCAAAGCUCCUCUGCCAGCUGAGGGACAAGAUAAAGGUCACGACUUUGACCAAUGACCUCGAGCCCUUCUCGUCGCUGCCCUGGGCCGUCCAGCUGCCCCCGAGCACCCUGAGCGCCGACCUCGGGCCGUACAGGAGCUGCGCCGUGGUGUCUUCUGCAGGGUCGCUGCGCAACUCCGGCCUUGGAAAAGAGAUCGACUCUCAUGACGCGGUGUUGCGCUUCAACGCGGCACCGACGACCGGCUACGAGAAGGAUGUCGGUUCAAAAACCACGAUUCGCCUCAUCAACUCACAGGUGAUGGCGUCAGAUGACCAUCAUUUCCUGUCCAGUUCUCUGUACAGCUCAGGUGCUCUUGUGGCCUGGGACCCCGCCCCCUUCUCCGCUGAUCUCACUCAGUGGUACAACAGGACAGACUACCCCAUCUUCACUCAGUACCAGAGAUACAGGAGGCUUCAUCCUAUGCAGCCCUUCUACAUCUUGCACCCUCGCUUUGAGUGGCAGGUCUGGCAACGAAUACAGGACAACAUGGCCGAGCCCAUCCAGAAGAACCCGCCCUCCUCCGGCCUGCUUGGAACGGUUUUGAUGAUGUCGCUGUGCGAGGUGGUGCACGUCUACGAGUUCCUGCCGUCCCGCAGGAAGACGGAGCUCUGCCAUUACUACCAGCGCUUCCACGACGCCGCCUGCACGCUGGGCGCCUACCACCCUCUGCUGUACGAGAAGAACCUGGUCAAACGGAUGAACCAGGGGCCCGACCGCGACAUCUACACCCACGGACGCGUCACGCUGCCCGGGUUCGGAAAGAUGAACUGCACCGAGGGCGCCGGAGGUUCAAUCAACCGCUGACUGGAAAACACCGAAGCAGUGUAGCACAAACACACAACCUCCCCCAACCCCCCAGACACACACACACACACACACACACACAAUGCAAAGCAGAAACCUGCAUGAAAAUACGUAGAUAAGAGGACAGAAGCAUGAACAUCAUUCUCACUGCUGGAACAACAGGAACGCUCACUCACUAUAAAUAUUAAAUGUUGUCACUAUAGGUAGUAAACACACACUGUGCAGUCCAAUCGACUGAUAGAUGUGCCUGCUGUUCACUCAUUAUAGCCAUUAGUACAUUCCACAGACAAUCCGUGUUCAUCACUAAAACCAACCCUUAAAUGGACCAUAGCGCUGUUUUUAAAAAGGUUUUUACCAUCAUAUUUGUUUUUAAAGAAAAAAAAAAGAUUUAGACACAUAUGGUAAUUAAGCUAUUCCAUAAACCUUUCAUAACAAUGUACAAUCAUAUAACACAGGAAAUACUUAUGAUUUUAAUUUAGAGAAACAUUUUACAGCUCUAUUUUCAGGGCUCUGAAAAACCAUCUAGGGUGUGUUGGCUUGAUGUCAGCUGUCUCCUUCAAAUGUGAUUGUAUUUGUUCUCAGACUGAGUCACAGUAAGAGAACGCCCACGUUAAGAUGGUUGACUUUUUAAAUAAAUGCAUCUACAUGUCUCUUCUCCCAAAAAAUGUUGCAAACGCAGCAUGCAAACAGUCUAAUAUAAAUACACCGAAAUGCAGAAGAGAUGUAGCCAUAUUCCUUUUAUAGGUAGUUGACGAGUUCUUUGCAGAAAUUCAAAUUCAAAAUUGUUUUGCCAAUACUGAAUGUUGGCAAAACAAAAAAACAGUGACGGGCAAAUAGUAAUAACAGAUGUAGGUAAACAUCUUAAAAUAAAAAUAAAUUCAAACUAUUUAUAAAAACAUACACUGAAAACAUGUAAAUCAAGACAGCUUGGCCAUACAUUUCUAACCUCAGUCGCACAAACUAGAAUCUAGAUCCAAUAGACCCCACAAGGUUUCACUGAAGAACGACAACUCAAACUCUGAAUGUCCGUCUCUACAUGACGCAUACACCUCAAUAAUUAUUCAUUUAUUGAGGAUAAAUGCUGCCUGCGGAAGAGUCUCAUCCAUACAAAGAUCCAACAAUCUCGCCAAAAAAAAAAAAAAAAACGUACUCAUGUAACCUGUAACAACCUUUUCCUAAGUCUUUUUUAUCAGUCAUACGUAGUGUCCAUAUUGAUGCAGUGACACUCUGAAAGGACGGUGUUUAAUGUGAUUCUAUGCCAUGUGAAGCACAGCUGGAGUUUUAUUAUUCAAGAUACAUAUUUACAUACUUGCUAACGUAGCUGCUAGCUUAGAAUAUAUUUCUAGUGGGACAUUUUAUUUAAUUUUUGGCACACUUUAUGUAUAAAUACUGAAAAAAAUCUGUCAUCUGGUUGUAUUUCACUUUUAAAAAAAAUUAGACUACUUUUACAUCCCUAUACAGUGUUUCCCCUAGGUUUACAGCUUCGGUGGGGGUUAAUAGGCGGGAAAACAGUUUGGCAAACGAGGAAACACUGCUAUACAAAAUUACAUAUUUACUGUAGCCACGGGGAGGAUGAGCUUAGCAUGACAACUGAAAGCAGGUAAACAGAGCUAGCCUGGCUCUUUCAAAAGGUCAAAGAGACGCUUACCGCCAUGGAGCUCACGUUAGCACUGCUGGUAUAAUUUUCAUGAAACUUGCAGCGCGGGCAAAGGAAGAACACUUAACAUUUUGGGUACGAUCUCGUAGUUGCAGAUACAAGUUGUUUUUACGGUCAUUCGAGUGUGGCCUUGUUAGAAGUUGGCGUUCGGCAAGUGUCCUUCUUGUUAACACAUUGUAUCUUGUUUGUCUCAUCAUUAAAAAUAUUUAACUAAAUUCUUGGGGGAUCAGGUGCUGGACUGUUAGUUGCUUCCAGGGUUUAUGCUGAAAUAUUUUGAUUUAUUAAGAGCCAACGAGUUAAUACAAAAAUAGUUUGGGCGAUUUCACGUUUUUUCCUUCUGGAAAUUCUAACCAGUUUACUUUCAGAGAACAGGACGGGGAUAGUCCUACAUUAAUAAAAUUGAUUUCUCAUUGUGUUUUUAAAAAAUGUUGAACUCUCGCACUUGUACUUUCAGUAUUACAGUUGAGGUAAGCCUUGAGUGUAUUGACUUUUAUUCUAUUACCACAAAAGCAUGUGUAGCAACAGGAAUACCACUCACACACAUCUGAUGAACAGAGAAAUGAUGCACGCAUGGCACGGAGUCUGCUUUAAUCCCAUUGCUUUUUCUUCACCAAGCGUGAUGUAAAACAUGCAUAUUGUUAUUAGCAUCAUCACGGGUGAGCUAGCUCAUUAGCAUGCAAACAACAAGAAAAAUUAGCUCCUUAGGGAUAGUAUUUGUCUAAACUUUAAGAUUUUACUGUUUAUAAAUAUAAUCUGGUCGGAUAGGUAGUUGAUAAUCCAUCUUUAACUUACAGUCCCAGGUUGACCGCGUCAAAAUGUUUUAGCAAAUUGUACAAUGGUAUUAUUCUGAAGAAGUAUGAGUUAAAGCAAUGUACAUUUAAGAGUUGUCUCGAUACCAUGACGAUGUGACCUCCCGUUAUGAUCACAAUUAAUCAGCUAAUUAAAUUAAAUCAUGCGUUCAAGCUCCUUUCAGAGAAAAUGUGUAAUGGAUAAAGACAAAUUAAAACAUUCUGUUUUCUGAUGUAAUCUUGCCAUUUUUUGUUUUUGGCGAGGAACUUUAACAAAUGCAGUUGUUUGGAAAGGUUUUCCUUUUUGUAAUAAACCUAGGGCGGGGCGGUAUACCGGUUUGAACGGUACAAGAUUUCCGUACGGUAGGAAUUUCUCACGUACAGCUCCUACCGUAACAACUAGGCCAUAACAACUAUGGCUGCACGGUAUUCCGGUUCAAAAGGUAUAAGAUCUCCUUACAGUAUAAAAUUCACACUGUUCAUACUAGUGUUAUGCCAUAACACCUGAAGUCGCUAUUCAGCAGGCGGCACAUUUUAUUUUUACAUGUCAUCACAGAGCGCCCGGAGCUAGUUGUCUUACGCAUGUUGAGAUUGAGUCAUGGUUAUAACAUCAAUGAAUAACCCACAACAAACUCUCUAUAACAGGGUAAAACACAACAACAGCUUGUGAUACAUAAACAUUUUGUAAUACUAAUAAUUGUACUUUUAUAAAAAAAUAUUCCCCGCCGAAAUGCAUGCUGGGUACAGCUCACAACAAGAAGUAACGCUGUUACAUGAAAACACGGAAAAGAGCGACACGGGAGGAACAACGAGAUACCGAAGAUGCAUCAACACAACUUGUGCCCCAAGAGGAUCGGUGUCCGUUUGGAGGGUUUUGGGUUUAGGAAAAUCUAACAUAAGCUCCGUUAGAUCAGAAAACAAUUUAUCGCAAAGUCUGUCGAGCCUCUGGUGGCAACACAGGCAGAAACAACAAGCUAACAUGCUAACGAGCUAACACGCUAACGAGCUAGCCAGUUACGAACAAAUUGGCCAGCUAGCGGCGAACAGCUGUUCGGGUAGCGGCGGUCCUUUUUGGGGUCAAUGAAUUAGUGUGUUUACUUGAAAAGGGAGUACCUCCAUAUACCGGUAAACCGUCAGAAUCUUUCUAAAUAUGGAUUUAAACAUAAGCACAUAAAACUAUCAACAAAAAGUAGACAUGCAGCGUUUUGUGUGAAUUGUUUUACUAGAACUCUAUUGUUUUAGUAUUUUCAGAGAUUUCUAGAAAUUCAUUUGAGUUUUUCCCAUUUCUGUAUUUGUAAAAUAGUUUCAGCUUCUGCCAUAUCUGUAUUUUCAGCAUUUUUUAAAAUUCACUCCUUUCUGUAUUUUCAGCAUGUUGAAAUGAAUUAUAGCUCUUCGCUUUCAGCAUUCCAACGCAUGCAUUUUCUCGUUAUUAAAAUUAUACGUUUGUGUUUUGAGGA
Molecule: messenger RNA, 5764 nt
Organism: Pungitius pungitius (ninespine stickleback)
Lineage: Eukaryota; Metazoa; Chordata; Actinopteri; Perciformes; Gasterosteidae
Gene: st6gal1
Product: ST6 beta-galactosamide alpha-2,6-sialyltranferase 1
Exons: 9
Coding region: 360-1862 (500 amino acids)
Biological process (GO): sialylation
Cellular component (GO): Golgi apparatus
Molecular function (GO): beta-galactoside alpha-2,6-sialyltransferase activity
Source: RefSeq, a predicted model, not a curated record